Molecule: messenger RNA, 4199 nt
Organism: Neodiprion virginianus
Lineage: Eukaryota; Metazoa; Arthropoda; Insecta; Hymenoptera; Diprionidae
Product: bestrophin-4-like
Exons: 14
Coding region: 1674-3896 (740 amino acids)
Molecular function (GO): chloride channel activity
Source: RefSeq, a predicted model, not a curated record
AAUUAUAUUUUACAUUCAGAAGCCAGCAAUCUACUCCUCCGAACACCGCUUUGCCUCCCAUCGCAGCUUCCUUCAGACCAGGCACAUUGUGUAACGCCCAAGUCAACCGCAACGUCGUCUAACAAUGAAAGUUUUCAGAGUCAAUGGUGCAGGAGAUAUUUGUAACAUCUGCAGUACAAUAUAACAGAGACCUGUGUUUCAAUCUUACACAAGAAAAUGGAAUGCUUUUAUAUUGGUUACUGACCAAUUGUACGUCCUUAUUUCAUAUUAUCUCCUCUCACAUGCGACUAACGAUAAGAUUGUUUAUUACCUCACGAGGAAUGUCACGUUUACCGAAAGAUAAAAAAUCGAUGGUCUUGCAAAACAUUAACCAUGGCAUGUAUGAGGGAAAGUAGCUGAUAUUAAUCUCCGCAGGCCAGACAAUAUUUCGCUAUUGUACCACAUCUGCUUGGAUAAUACAGCGUCAUGUUAGGAAAAAUGGCUUCGAUAGAGUUCAUCUAAUGUCAAGAAAUUGAAAAAGAAGGGGAGGUAAACGAUACAGUGCAGAUUAUCCAGAUUUCCUCAAGGAUGAAGGGAACUGGACAACGUCGCAGCCUGUGUCAAGCAUUACCGAGUAUGCAGGCAUUGAGCUUGACAUUCGACCCUUUUAGAUUUUGGGAAACUGCCAUCGAAUCAAGAUCGACUAGCCUCAAUGUUAAUUAUUGCCACGAUGCACAGACGAGUGGCUGCCGGCCAGUUUUGUGAUGCCAGUUCGCAGCAGUAAGCGAGUAACGCCCGAUGGAAACACACCUGUGUGCUUUGCGGGUCUGCAUUGUAAAAACAAUUUUCGAAAUUGUACCCUAACACUCCGUGGUGGAUAUAGUGAUAAAAACUUGUUAGUUCUAAACCAGUGACAUUUUAUUUCCCAAUAAUUUGUCUGGUGAAUUUAUCUGUUUCGACAUACUAAACAGCGCACAUCUUGCGUUGCGAAUGAAAAUUCUUCAAUUUUUGGAUGUGCCUUCAAGCUCCUUUGUACCACAAACAUGAAAAAAUCAACCAAAUUAAAACACUGUGCUCGUGAUUAACAACGGCUAAUCGGUGUUUGCUCUGAUUCGCACACUUAACAAACAAAAAAAUAAAAACAAAAGAAAAGCACGCUACAAGUGGAUGCAGUCGAGAUGUAAAGCAUGAGCGCUCUUAUAGAUUACUCUUCGUAAUUUCUAGAAAUUAGUUGGCGAAUCUUUGGGACCAUUCCAAUGCCGCGGAACGACCCGCUACAAUGACAGAGUGAAGUAGACCCGACAUUUUUCGAAGGGUCAUAUAUUAGUUUUAUCGUGUGCCUAUACCAUCACGAUUUCAAAAGCGAUGUGUUCUGAAAAAAGGUCGCAGAUUGAAACCGCAAGAGAAACAAUGUAAAUUGCUGUUAGCAUGUAAAAUGAGGCCUCGAAUAUUCAGGGCGCAAAAAUCUGCACAUCGACGUGACUGCGAAUGGUUUGUGAUGAUGUGGAAAAGACGCGGCGAUUAUACGGGGCGAUCCAUUGCUUCGAUUACAUAUUUGUCAGCCAUCCCCUAAUCCAGUGAGUUAUGUUCAUCCUGGGACGUGCGAAAUGAGCCGAAGCGUUACGAAAAAGAUGUUCAAGGUUGCGAGGACAAAGACAGUCUGAAACGGGGUAGCAAGUGAAGGGUAUUGCAUAAUGACGGUCUCGUAUCAAUAUGAAGUUGCAAGCUCAACUAGCGGGGGUUUCACCAGGCUGCUGCUUAUGUGGCGUGGAUCACUGUACAAACUGAUCUACAGGGAACUUCUACUCUUCCUGGUACUCUUCGCCAUUCUUUCAACCCUUUACCGCAACGUAUUUACCGCCACCCAAAAAAGAGAUUUUGAACAAAUCGUGGUAUACUGUGACACUUUCAUCAGCUUGAUUCCUCUGAGUUUUGUGCUCGGAUUUUACGUAUCGUACGUCGCUGGUCGGUGGUGGGAACAAUACAUGGCCAUACCUUGGCCUGAUAAAGUGAUGCAUUCCGUGGCGCUUUAUGUGACUGGUAAUGACGAGUAUGGACGUGUACUGAGGAGGUCCUUAAUGCGGUACCUAAAUCUCUCCUUGAUUCUGGUCCUCCGUUCAAUCAGCUCAGCUGUUAAAAGGCGUUUUCCAACCCUCGACCACGUCGUCGAUUCAGGUUUUAUGACUGCUUUGGAACUAGAACUGUUCCAAUCCGUACCCAGUGUGGAGUUCAACACUUACUGGAUACCAUGCACGUGGUUUAUCAAUUUACUAAAGGAAGCACGUCAUAGCCAACGGUUGACGGAUUCGCAGGGGCUGAAGAUAAUAAUGGAGGAAUUUAACGAAUUUCGGUCCAAAUGCGGUCUUCUAUGGAGCUACGACUGGGUGUCGAUUCCAUUGGUGUACACCCAAGUCGUUACUUUGGCGACGUACAGCUUCUUCGCAAUUGCUCUCGUUGGUCGUCAGUACAUAGAAGGAGCUAAAAAGCCGUUCCAAAUGCAAGUCGACAUCUACCUGCCACUUUUCACGAUUUUGCAGUUCUUCUUCUUCAUGGGAUUGCUCAAGGUUGCCGAGCAACUGAUCAAUCCUUUCGGAGAUGAUGAUGAGGACUUUGAGUUGAACUGGCUGAUCGACAGGCAUACAAAGGUUUCCUAUUUGGGUGUUGAUACUUUGAUGAUGAGAUGUCCACCGCUGGUUAAAGAUAUUUACUUCGACACCGAGGACUUGACGCUUCCGUACACUGAAGCAUCGGUUCCUUAUAAGAAGAAAACGUACCGUGGAAGUGUUGCCAAUAUGACGGUACCGGAAGAAAAACAAACCAUGUUUUUACCCGACAUUUCCGAAGAACUUGAAGAGACCGGAGCGACGUUACCAACGCCGCGUGCGUCAUCAGCGAGCCUAGCUACUCAUGCGACUGAUAGUCCACUCAAUAACAGGCGCCAGAUCAGCGAGUCCCCUCCAGCUACUCCGCGAUUACCUCGAAACCUUUCUGAAACCAUUAUCCAGUUUGGUGAGGCUUCGAUCGAAUCGGAAAGAGAACACCGAACGAUAGCAGACGCUGUGAAAAAGCUCGCGUCAAAGUCCCUCUACAACGUUACGCCUCAGGCGGCGAAAAAAUCGUUUUUUGGCACUGGAAAGGUCACGGCGAAUCUCCAGCCGUGGCCAAGCGCCACGAACAUUGCGCGGUACAACGCACAAAAUGCCGGAGACAUGCAGCUUUCCGCAAUGCCCGUGCCUGCGACAGAGACCAUAGACGUUAAUUAUACUCCACAGAGAAAAAGUUCUCUCAAGGUGAAGCAGUGCCCCCAUUAUAACGGGGGCGAGCAAUCUGUGCCCGUUGAACAAGUUCGGAACGCCGUGCAAUGCGGUGUGCAGGGCAUUGUUAACACGGCGUUUUCCCAAGAGCGAUUGUCGCCUAGUAGCUACAAGAAGAGGGAGGAAAAUAGUACCAACUGCAGUUGGGAUAGUGCUCAUGAUGAGAACCGUUUGGAAACGUGUCAAAAACAUUCGUGCGUACGUCGCAAAAACUUUUGCCAACACAACACGCGCUCGCGGCCUCCUUUGCGAACGCAUAACUCUCCCAAGUAUCUUGUUCGACGGCACAAGUCGAUGGGGAGCGGUAAGAAAAAGGGUGUUCGGUGGAAAUCUGUCGUUGACGAUACAGGUGAGCCGACCAAUCGGAGGAAAACCAUCGGCAGCGUUCCAACUGCUCAGAUAAUCAUUGCCCAGACAGCUGCAAGCACGCCGAAUCUCUGUGCUUUAAACGAAAAUUAUAACUCCUGCCAGCGGAGAAACAGGGAUUCGGACACCUCGAGUGCUGAUUGCUCCUUGGAGUGUCCUUCAGGCGAUGAUAAUCAGGCCCACAAAACUCAGUGCAAAACGUCGUCGGACAAAAUUUUUCAUAUAUCCGAAAACUAGUCGGGUAAUUUUGGUUUCCAGGCUAUCUGUAUAAGUAAAUGUGCAACGUUCUGAUGUCUUCCAAAUGUAAAACGGUACACGAUAGCAGGACUAAUUAGUUGAUAGGGAGUAAAAUGUAUAGGUAUAAAAGACAAUCGAUUACACUCUGCAAUUUUAUGAAGAAUUUAUACGAAUGUAUGGAAAAUCAAAGGGGUGAAAUUGACUCUGUUUUUCAAUAGUAUACUUAAUAUUAUAGAUUUGCAAGAAUGUAUCUUAUAUGCAGAAUGUGAGAGUAAAAUAUAAUAAGGGAUAUUUUUACAGUGA